UUUGCUGUGAGCACACAGCUCCUUCCCCGAGCACACAGGUACGUCGCUGAGCACACAGCCCAUUUGCUGUCAGCACACAGCUCCUUCGCCGAGCAUGCAGCCCCUUCGCUGUGAGCACACAGCUCCUUCGCCGAGCAUGCAGCCCCUUCGCUGUGAGCACACAGCUCCUUCGCUAAAACAGGUUUUGUCCCAAUGGUCCUUCGUACAGUAGGUAGCGUUUUGUGAUAGUCGGACAUUUCACUCAGUUUCUUGACAAUUGUCUCAUUUCUUUUCGCGAUCAUAGAGAACAAGCUAAUACACAGGGGAAUUGCGGGGGGGAAAACAACAAGGCCCCAAUGUUACCAACUAUUUACUCCUUGGUUGAACUUUAAUAGGGCUACAGCAAAUGAACUUUUAUGGGUGACUUUCGCGCGCUCAUUAAUUAUCGCCUGAAAAAAAAUGAUUUUUUUCUACUUCAGGGAUGGUCUGAUAGACUAAAAUGAGCAAAUAGGUUGUGUCUUUGUUUUCAAAAUUUGACAUUUUAUUUUUUUACCCACGUCGUUUUUUACCCAUCUCAUCAUUUUUUGCAGUCUGCAAAGGAUGUCAUCCAUAAAAUUUACUUGCUGUGGCCAAAAGUAGAGUUAGAGUUACAAAAUGACCUUUGCACUCUGUGCCUUGCACUCGUUACGGGUCACGAGAUUUACGGUCCAAACUUCAUCAACAGAGAAAGCCGAAAAGACGUGUGUGUCGGUUCGCUGUACUGUUACAGUUGUCAUCUGACCAGCCCUCAGGCAAGAACUUGCGAUAAACUUUCAAAAUCAUCCAGCAUGGAGUGGCUGUUGUGGGCAGAACACAUCCUAGUUUCGCUGCUCAUGGCGGCGCUGGUACGCCUGGCGGUGACGGAGGGACUGCAGGGGGUCCUGCGGGCGGUGCUCGUGGGUCUGCGCUACGUGCCGGGGAUCGGGGAACUCAUCAACUGGAUCGUCCGCAUGAUGGCAGCGCAGUUCGCUCCACAACUGACAGGUGGCAGCUCCAGCAAGAAGGACAAGAAACCUCCUCGCGUGGCUCUGCCUAAGAAAGGUCUGUCCUAUGAAGUCAUACUUGAGGAGAUGAAGAGGUUACAGAAGGAGAAGGAUGCAGACCCCCAUGCAGGGAGGAUGUUUGCCUAUGUCUAUACUCUAAAGGAAGAUGAUGCAUCCAAAAUACAGAAGGAGGCAGUAGAGAUGUUUAUGGAGCAGACAGGGCUGGGAGACGAUCAUGACCGGUUCGUGCAGGAAGUCUACCAGUCCUUCCUCCACACCAACGCACUCAACCCUCUUCUAUUCCCCGCUCUCAGGAGAUUUGAGAUAGAGACAGUGAGCAUGGUGGCAUCAUUUCUCCAUGGCGACGACCAGGUGGUGGGGUCACUGACCUCGGGUGGAACAGAGAGUAUCCUGAUGGCUGUGAAGGCGUACCGAGACCGAGCCAGGAAACUCUACCCACAGAUCACACAGCCAGAGAUGGUUGCACCCAUCACCAUCCACCCUGCAUUUGAGAAGGCUGCAGCAUACUUCUGUGUGAAGAUGGUGCACGUUCCUGUGGGGCCGGACUUCAGGGCAGAUGUUACAGCUAUGGAACAGGCCAUCACAGGGAACACCAUACUGCUGUGUGCAUCUGCCCCUCAGUAUGCGCACGGCAUUGUGGACCCCAUCCCUGAAGUCUCAGCCAUGGCGCUCAGGAGGGGGCUGCCGCUACACGUGGAUGCCUGCUUUGGGGGAUUCAUGUUACCAUGGAUUGAGAAGUUGGGCUAUCCCGUCCCCACCUUUGACUUCAGGAACCCUGGAGUCACCUCAAUGUCAGCAGAUAUCCACAAGUAUGGAUAUGGGGUCAAGGGUGCGAGUGUAGUUCUGUACCAGUCGACAGACUACUGGCGGUACCAGAUGUUCUCCUGCUCCACCUGGCCAGGGGGGAUUUUUGGGUCCUGCUCCAUGGCUGGGUCCAGACCAGGAGGAAACAUUGCAGCAGCCUGGGCCGUCCUGAAGGCUAUGGGUGAAGAUGGUUACAUGAAAACAGCUCAGGAAGUCAUGGAAACAACACAGUUCAUGAUCAGCAAUGUCAAGAACAUUCCAGGCCUGUGUAUACUCGGAGAGCCUCAUAUGACAGCCUUUGCAAUCGGCUCCAGGGGCAUCAACAUCCUGGCUCUAGCUGAUGAGAUGGAGAGUAAAGGCUGGAGGAUGGAGAGGACACAGAACCCUAACGGCCUCCACUGCACCGUCAUGCCUAGUCACACCAAUGUUCGUGACAAGUUUGUGGAGGAUCUGACUGCUGCAGCAGAGUAUGUGAAGAUUCACAACACAUCUUCAGAGGAAGGAGCAUCCAUGGCUUAUGGUCUGGCCAGUAAAAUUCCAGAUAAAGGCCUUGUCGAUGACUUCCUUAAGGAGAUGUACAUGGAGUUUUACUCAAAGUGCUAGGGACAGGCUGAACCCUCUCCUCAUCUAUGCAAUGCUGUACAAGUUUUCGACACCACCCCUAAAGCCAGGUUCACACAUGCAUACAUAUUCAAGUCUGUAUUAGUCUGUAAGGGAUUCUUAGCCUCUACCAGCCUUCACAGGUUGCUGGAAAAUAGUAGAAAUUGGACAAAUAUAGACGCAUAAUAUUCCAGUUAGCUGGCCUAGGAGUAUGGUUUGUGAUGUGCUAUCUCUGCUGGCAUGGUUGUAUUUGUGCAAUUUCUAUUGUUUUUCCAGCAACUUUUGUAGCUUGGUAGAAUCUAAGAUUUUCAUACGAACCUCAUACAGCCUUAAAUAUUCACGCACGUGUGAACACACCCUAACACAGCACACGUAUGCAUUUGUAACUUUUGACAACAAUGAUCUUGUCUCUGUUAACAGCAUGUGUUAGAAUCUGACCAAUCACUUUUUAAAGCAAAGUCACAGUUACUUUUUGCCAUAUUCUACAUCAUUUUUUCAUCUACCUUAUCACACUGUACAGCAUUAUGUUUUCAGCAUAUAAAAGUUAAUGUGACUUUGUGUUGUAAGAACAUAUGUGCACCUCCCACACCAUAAGUUGAGUAAUCAGCCAUUGGUCUUAAACUUUCCAACAGCUCAGGGAGUUUCUGGUUGCCAGGCAACUAGUGUACAUCAUGUAGUUUGGUUUCCCGUUCUUUACCAUCACUGGAAAUGUGGAAAAUGAUGCAAAUAUUUAGUUGCAAAUCUCAAUCUGAAUGGAGACUUUUACAUAUUUGUAGUGUUUGCCCCGAAAUUCUACAAUGCACACCUUUAAAGAAGUACAAUAUAUGUUUUAGUAGGUGUGAUUUUCAUUCUUCUGUUGCAUAAUGUCUUCAAAAAUGGAAUAAAAAAGGAUAGAUACAUGUAUCUUGAAUGUUGUUAAAUGGAAAACUUCCCUUUGUCAAUUUCAAUGUGAAAGAAUUUAUAGUAAACACAAUUUAUAAGUUGUGAUUAUGUAAUUUGAAGCAGCCAGUGUUUUGUGUUGAUGAUAUUGAGAUGAGACUUUAAAGGUAUAGCUGAAAACACUGAAUUAAAUUAAAUGAACUAGAUUAUAUUAAUUUGAAGUUUGCUUGUAUUUCCAAGUCCAAAGUUGCAAGAAGUGUUAUAUUAACAUUGUUGGUAACUUGCCAUGUGAAUUUUUUUAUCCUAGGGUGUUAACAUUAACAUUACAUGAUUUAUCUGACAAACAGGAAACUUUCUAAAGGAACAAGAGUAGAAAGCAAAUUCACUUCAGUCUCUGAGGUGGAAAUCCUCACCAGGUCUCUGUGUCCAACAAAGAUAUCAAAUUCAAUCAAGGAGGCUCUUUCUUAACCAGGACUCCUUGCUUCAUUCAAUAGUGAUAUUGCUGAUAAUGAUCAUUAGUAAAUUAACUCAUUUCUUAUUACUGAGGACUGGCAGGGUUGAAAAAUGAUUGACUUUCUCCCACCAGUAUACCAUGUAAGCUGAACUAUGUCACCAAAAAUAAAGUUUCCAACCAGUUUCCAAGUA
Branchiostoma floridae (Florida lancelet) is the source of this 3950-nucleotide messenger RNA. RefSeq names its product sphingosine-1-phosphate lyase-like. Gene Ontology annotation, biological process: carboxylic acid metabolic process. Gene Ontology annotation, molecular function: carbon-carbon lyase activity; pyridoxal phosphate binding. NCBI's taxonomy places the organism in Eukaryota, Metazoa, Chordata, Leptocardii, Amphioxiformes, Branchiostomatidae. The transcript is spliced from 13 exons. The record is from RefSeq and is a predicted model, not a curated record. The coding region runs from base 807 to 2429 and encodes 540 amino acids.